Colletotrichum destructivum is the source of this 595-nucleotide messenger RNA. Its product is annotated as Putative P-loop containing nucleoside triphosphate hydrolase. NCBI's taxonomy places the organism in Eukaryota, Fungi, Ascomycota, Sordariomycetes, Glomerellales, Glomerellaceae. Bases 1 to 594 code for a protein of 197 amino acids. The transcript has a single exon. The record is from RefSeq and is a predicted model, not a curated record.
AUGCCGAAAAGAAGACUGUGUAUCCAGAUGUCCGGCGCCCCGGGUUCCGGCAAAAGCACGACGGCAAAAGCUCUCGCCGGGCCCCUCGACGCCGUGAUUCUCGACUUGGACGUCAUCAAAACCUCGCUGCUGGACAAGAACGUUCCUUUCCAACAGGCGGCGACGCUCUCCUACUCCAUCCUAUGGGCCCUUUCCGGCGACGUCCUCAAGCAGGGCCGGAACCUCAUCAUCGACUGCACUUGCAACUACGAAGAAGUCAUCAACCGGGGAAGGGCAUUGGCCGCAGAGAGCGGCUUCGAGUAUUGGUACGUCGAGUGCAGGCCCGAGGUCGACAUACGGGUUUUGGACGAGAGGCUGCGUAGCCGACAGUCGAUGAGAAGCCAGCGGACGGGUGUGGAACGACCACCGGUUGAUGCCGCGGUUUCUCAAGAUGCCAGACAGCAGGAGUCCCUGUUUCGGAGAUGGAUCGAGAGCCCGUACCGGCCGAAGAACAACGUCAUUAUUGUCGAUUCCUCACAAAGCUGUGAGCUGUGCCGAGACCAAAUCAUGGAAGCAAUGGAGACAAAGUGGCACGAGUCACGGUAUGAAGGGUAGC